Molecule: messenger RNA, 2926 nt
Organism: Pongo pygmaeus (Bornean orangutan)
Lineage: Eukaryota; Metazoa; Chordata; Mammalia; Primates; Hominidae
Gene: PYROXD1
Product: pyridine nucleotide-disulphide oxidoreductase domain 1
Exons: 12
Coding region: 117-1619 (500 amino acids)
Molecular function (GO): oxidoreductase activity
Source: RefSeq, a predicted model, not a curated record
UCGGAGUCUCUGGAUAAGGCACCGGAAGUGACCGCCUCGCGGAUGCUUCCUCUCCUGGAGUCCGCAGUCCCGCUGCUCCGCCGCGAUAUUCGGUAAACCACUGGGAGUCCGGCAGCAUGGAGGCAGCACGCCCUCCCACGACCGCAGGGAAGUUCGUGGUGGUCGGCGGCGGCAUCGCGGGCGUCACUUGUGCGGAGCAGUUGGCUACUCACUUUCCAUCAGAAGAUAUUCUCUUGGUAACAGCUUCUCCUGUUAUUAAAGCAGUUACAAAUUUCAAGCAGAUUUCUAAAAUAUUGGAAGAAUUUGAUGUUGAAGAACAAUCAAGUACCAUGUUAGAAAAACGCUUUCCCAACAUUAAGGUUAUAGAAUCUGGCGUAAAGCAACUGAAGAGUGAAGAACACUGCAUUGUAACAGAAGAUGGCAAUCAGCAUGUAUAUAAGAAACUCUGUCUGUGUGCUGGAGCUAAACCAAAGUUGAUAUGUGAAGGAAAUCCUUAUGUAUUAGGAAUCCGUGAUACAGACAGUGCUCAGGAGUUUCAGAAACAGCUUAUUAAAGCUAAAAGAAUAAUGAUCAUAGGGAACGGUGGUAUUGCACUUGAGUUAGUGUAUGAAAUUGAAGGCUGUGAAGUGAUUUGGGCCAUUAAAGAUAAAGCUAUAGGGAAUACUUUCUUCGAUGCAGGAGCAGCUGAAUUCUUGACUUCAAAGCUCAUUGCUGAAAAAUCAGAGGCUAAAAUUGCACAUAAAAGAACCAGAUAUACAACUGAAGGAAGGAAAAAGGAAGCUAGAAGCAAAUGUAAAUCAGAUAAUGUAGGCAGUGCGUUGGGACCAGAUUGGCAUGAAGGCUUGAAUCUUAAAGGAACAAAAGAGUUUUCUCAUAAGAUUCACCUUGAAACUAUGUGUGAAGUAAAGAAAAUCUACCUUCAGGAUGAGUUUAGAAUUUUGAAGAAAAAGUCCUUCACUUUUCCAAGAGACCAUAAGUCAGUUACAACUGAUACAGAGAUGUGGCCUGUCUAUGUGGAAUUGACCAAUGAAAAGAUAUAUGGCUGUGAUUUCAUUGUCAGUGCUACAGGAGUUACACCAAACGUAGAACCUUUUCUCCAUGGUAACAGUUUUGAACUAGGAGAAGAUGGUGGCCUGAAAGUGGAUGAUCAUAUGCACACAUCCCUUCCUGAUGUCUAUGCUGCCGGUGACAUCUGUACUACAGCCUGGCAGCUGAGCCCAGUCUGGCAGCAGAUGAGGCUGUGGACCCAGGCUAGACAGAUGGGAUGGUAUGCAGCAAAGUGCAUGGCUGCAGCGAGUUCAGGAGACUCUAUUGACAUGGAUUUCAGCUUUGAACUGUUUGCUCAUGUGACAAAAUUUUUUAACUAUAAGGUUGUACUGCUGGGAAAAUACAAUGCACAGGGCUUAGGUUCAGAUCAUGAAUUAAUGCUGAGAUGUACCAAAGGACAAGAAUAUGUCAAAGUCGUCAUGCAAAAUGGACGAAUGAUGGGAGCUGUCUUAAUUGGUGAAACUGAUUUAGAAGAAACAUUUGAAAACCUAAUCUUAAACCAAAUGAAUCUUUCAUCAUAUGGAGAAGAUCUGCUAGAUCCAAAUAUUGAUAUAGAAGAUUAUUUUGACUAAAAAUGGAAUUUCUUCAAGAAUCAUAUAAAGUUCCAAAUGAUACCAGCAAAAUCACAAGUCAAUAAAAUGAAUGACUGUAUUGAGUUAAUGAUGACCACAUUGAAAAUUACAGAAGUGAUAAUGAUAUUAGUGGAAAAGUAUAAAAACAUAAAUUCUAAGUUUGAAAUCAGUUCAAAGUUUAUUUAUAGAUAUGAUAGAUAUUAUCUUUCCAAUACAACACUGACCGCUUAGAUAAAAAUCAAGUUAUUUAUUUCUAUGUUUUAAACAUAAAUAUGUUUACUUGUGAUUUAGCUUUGGAGCAAAUUUAGCUAAGUUACCUACUUAGCCAAAUGUACUCUAGUAAACUAGAACCAUUCUUUGUGAAAUGUCAAAAUAUGGCUGUGGUUUCAGGAACUUUAAAAUCGGUUUUAUUUUACUUUAAAUAGAGAUGUAGCAAUAUCUCGUUUGCUAAUAUUUAUAUUGAUGACUUAUUCCUUUUUUGUUGAAUUGUACUUCUGGUUUUAUACCCUGAAAUCAUCUACAAGCUUGUCCAACUCUAGCACAUGGGCGUAAUGCAGCCCAGGACAGCUUUGAAUGCAGCCCAACACAAAUUUGUAAACUUUCUUAAAACAUGAGAUUUCUUGCGAAUUUUUUUUUUUUUUUAAGCUCAUCAGCUAUCGUCAGUGUUAGCAUAUUUUAUGUGCGGCCCAAGACAGUACUUCCAAUGUGGCUCAGGGAAGCCAAAAGAUUGGACAUCCCUGAUCUACAUAUUUAACUUAAAGUAUCACUCAGUGAGCCUCUGUCAGUAUAAUAUUGCUUUCAAAAAGAUAGUUAUGUCAAAAGAAAAAAUAUAGCUAAGCAUAUAAAGGCAUAAAAAACUUAAGACAAUUAUAUGAACUUAUUCUCAAAUAUUUUACAUUUAAAGCGUUUUACAUAAAAAAUUUUCCCUUGUUUUAUACUGGAAAAUUAUAUAAUUCAUGAUCUCUAAUUUUCAAAUGUUCUCAAAAGUUUAGAUCUUCAGAGAUAAGCUCUGAAAAUAUAGAUCCAUACAUAUAAAAUAUCAAUGAAAUUGUUUUAAAAACUAUUGUCUAACUACAAAAAUAAUGGCAUAUACAUGCAUAAACCAUCUUUAAUUAGAAAAUUUAGUAACAUUCAUUUCAGGCAUCAUCGAUUUUUCUUUUCUUAGCUCCUGUAUUCUUAGAACCAGAUUGCUGAAGCAUGUUUGCAGCCUUCUUCUGGAAGUUGCCUGAAUUUUUUUCCUCCAUCUUUUUAUCACCUUGUUCAGAAUGACAAGUUUGAGAUGAUUCAACCUACAAAAAAAAAAUAAA